AUGUCACGAAACCACUACCGCGACGAGUUCUCGCAGGCCGAGAGCUCAAUCGAAACACUGACCGCAUCUAUCUCGCUCCAUGACACGAGGAUCGAGCACCGACGUUCGCGACGAGAUCGUCAGCGGCGCGAGCAUGAGAGAGAUCAAGAGCUCAUGCAGCUUCUCCAGGAGAAAGCCGCAAUCGAGGACCUACUGGAUAGAGCAAGGGACAGAGCAGCCAGAGCUAUGAGAGAGAUUCAUGCGGAGGAGGCGAGGGAGCGUUCUGGGAGGAGGAUGAGCUUCGACAUGACAGAAACCACCUUCGUUGUCAACGACAACAUCUUCCCAACGACUCGAGACUUCGAGACUGGAGGUAAUUCAUACUCUUACCUGCGUCCUAUCUAUGAGGAGCGACGUCCCGCAUAUGAACGUUCGCGUCCGCGUUACGAAGAACGCCGACCAGACUACGCUCGCGAUACCUUGCCGACUCGUUCGCCGUAUGACGAGCCUGCCCCUCGCUCUCAUCGAUCGCGGCACGGCGACUAUAAUGGACCCGACGAUUAUCCUCCAUUCCCGCCCCAAAACUCCCGACGUGAGGAAGCUCGAUCUAGCUCUCAUCGUUCACGUCAACAAGAGUCGCGACCUGAGCCAUCCCGUGAUGCACGCCAGGGUGAGCCUCAAUCUCGUUCUCAGCGCUCGCGUUACGGCGAUCACCUCCGACCGGACGACAUCCCGCGCGGUGAAGAACAUCGUUCUAGCUCUCAUCGUUCGCGUCAAGAAGAAUCUCGUUCCAGCCAUCACGAGUCCCGGUCUGGUUCACACCGCUCACGCCACGACGACGACCGUCAAUCUAGGUCUGACCACUCACGCCGAGAAGAGUCGAGAUCCCAUCGCUCACGCAAAGAAGACUCUCGACCAAACGCUUCUCAACCAAAAGACGGAGCACCUCGAACCUCAACCCACCACAAAACCUCUUCUUCGUCCCACCGCAACGACAAACCGUCCUCAUCCUCCAGGUCUCACACCAAACAACAAACCUCAUCCAGAACCGCCCGACAACCCACCCAAUACGCCACAGGCCUCGACAUCCUAAACUGGUACGCCUCACUCACGACCGCUCUCUCCUCAGACUCUAUCCCGAAACUCACCAAAUUCCCCUACCCACCUGUCACGCCUUGCACGACCGCAGACUGCACUUCCUCCUUCGCACUCGAUCGUAUGAAUCCUGCUUGCGACUGCUCCAUCAAGGACACUUUCCGCACACUAAAGGUCGACCCGAGCAAGGAGAAGCGCCGUUUCCAUCCGGACAAGUUCUCGGCGGUGCAGGAUAGUAAGAAGCGAGAGGAGAUGCAGAACGCAGCGAGAGAGGUGUUUGUGGUGUUGGGCGGGAUGAGCAAAUAG
Molecule: messenger RNA, 1380 nt
Organism: Cercospora beticola
Lineage: Eukaryota; Fungi; Ascomycota; Dothideomycetes; Mycosphaerellales; Mycosphaerellaceae
Source: RefSeq, a predicted model, not a curated record